Messenger RNA from Colletotrichum higginsianum IMI 349063, 1131 nucleotides. RefSeq names its product Extracellular serine-threonine rich protein. Bases 1 to 1131 code for a protein of 376 amino acids. Lineage: Eukaryota; Fungi; Ascomycota; Sordariomycetes; Glomerellales; Glomerellaceae. The transcript has 2 exons. The record is from RefSeq and is a predicted model, not a curated record.
AUGGGCAUGGAUGGGCCAUGGUCCAUUCGCCCUGCACCCCCUUGCCGCGCGCCCAGAGCACUCACACCCGAGCAGGGUCACCUCACCAUCUCUUCUUUUCCUACCUAUCCCUCGUCUUGUCGUCUGGUCUUUUCUUUCCCUCCCUCCUUUCUUCCCACCAACCAACAGUCAACAAGUUGUGUCUCGUCCUCUCUGGCUUCAGCCUGCCGCUCUUUUUUAUAUAGUCACUCAUUAACCCACGUCGCGAAGACCCCUUACACUCACUUACUACCUUCCCUCCAGUCGCUCUUUCCUGGACUUUCGUGUCAUUUUUCCACUAUCAACCUCUUAACUUCUAAUCGCUACCUCUCCUCUAUCAACAAACCGCUCAAAAUGCAGUUCAAGAUCUCCGCCGCUGCCUUCCUGGCCUUCGCUGCCUCCGUCCUGGCCCAGAACCCCAACUUCAACCCCAUCUUCAAGCCCACCAGCAACGAGCAGAUUAACGCCGGCACCACCUUCACUAUCGAGUGGGAUGCUCCCGAUGCCUUCAAGGAUGUAACCGUCUCCAUCAGCCUUAUUGGCGGCGCCACCCAGAACACCCAGAUUCCCCUCUUGGACAUUGCUUCCGGCAUCCCCAACUCGGCUGAGAAGUACAGCUGGACCAUCCCCUCCACUCUCGGCAAGGACGCCUUCUACGGCUUGGUCAUCAGGUCCGAGACCAACCCCACCGUCGACUUCCAGUUCUCCAACCCCUUCCACAUUGUCGCCGGCGAGGGCGCCAGCUCCGGUACCACCACUGUUGUCGCCUCCUCGGGCACUGCUACCGUUACCUUGUCUGCCAACACCGUCCCGGUCACCGUCAGCAGCUCCGCCUCUGCCUCCGCCUCGGCUUCUGCCUCUGCCUCUGCCUCUGCCUCGGAGAGCGUCAUCAUCAACUCUACUACCGCUCUCUCCACCACUGCUGUCCCUACCCAGAGCCAGUCUGCUCCUGCCACCACCGUCACCAGCGUCACCCGCCCCGCCACCAACGGCACGGCCACCCGCACUGCUUCCACCACCGUUGCUGUCGUUACUGGUGCCGCCGCUGCUGCCCAGGCCACUGCUGGUGUCUUCGCUGUCCUCGGUGGUCUUGCCGUUGCCGCCCUUCUUUAA